Molecule: messenger RNA, 2389 nt
Organism: Rhipicephalus microplus (southern cattle tick)
Lineage: Eukaryota; Metazoa; Arthropoda; Arachnida; Ixodida; Ixodidae
Product: core histone macro-H2A.1
Cellular component (GO): nucleosome
Molecular function (GO): protein heterodimerization activity; structural constituent of chromatin; DNA binding
Source: RefSeq, a predicted model, not a curated record
UCCGGUAUUCUUACUUCCUGUAGGAUUGAUGGGAUGUUAAGUUGCCGGUUGUUUUGGUAGGCUCCGGUAGCUGGACGUGCUGUCACGUCGAGCAGUUGUUAGUUUUUCACGAUGUCGGCACGUGGUGGAAAGAAACGAUGCAAGGCAGUUUCGAAGUCUACAAAAGCUGGUGUACUAUUUCCAGUUGGCCGAAUAGGUCGCUAUCUCCGCAAAAGCACCCACCACUUCAGGAUCGCUGCCGGCGCUCCAGUUUAUAUGGCUGCGGUAAUCGAGUAUCUCACAGCGGAAAUAUUGGAGCUGGCUGGAAACGCGGCACGCGACAACAAGAAAAAUCGUGUCACGCCGCGACACAUUCUGCUGGCGAUCGCUAACGACGAUGAGCUGCACCAGCUUCUUCGUGGAGUGACAAUUGCCUCUGGUGGAGUGCUGCCGCGCAUCCAGCCUGAACUGUUGGCUCGAAAGAAAGGCAACAAGUUUGUAAUGCCCUCGCCCAAGCACCAGCCCUCUGCACUGCCAAUGCGAAUUGACAACAUGCCUUCGAAAUCGCACCAGGCUGCUGUUGCGACUGCAGCUACUGCCAAGCCUUCAUCUGCGCCGCCGCCACCAAAGAAAGUUGCAGCCACCGCAGCAAGCAAAAAACAACUGCCGCCGACUCCAGCAAGUCCUGCUAAGGAGAAAAGUAAAGGAAAAGGAAAGGAAUCGAGUGGGGCAGAGUCAUCACACACAACUGUCACAGUGUUGUCAGAAAAGAAACUUUUUCUUGGUCAAAAGCUCACCGUGAUUCAAGGAGACAUGGCGAGCGUGACAGUUGAUGCAGCCAUCCAUCCAACCAACGCGAAUUUCUCCCUUGCCGGGGAAGUGGGCCAAGUACUGGAGAAGGCAGGUGGCAAGGAGUUCCAGCAGGAAGUCAAAGAGCUGCUGGCAUCUCAUGGGCCUCUGGAGAGUGCUGGAGUGGCCAUUUGUCCAGGCCACCACUUUCCUGCAAAACACGUCAUCCACUGCCAUGUACCUUCUGGUGCCAAUGCAAUUGAACACCUUGAGAAGUGUGUUCGCAACUGCCUCGAAUUGGCUGAUGACAAGAACAUCCGUGUUCUCGCAAUCCCACCGUUGAUAACUCACAACACCUCACCAUCACAGAAGCAACUUGCAGCACAAGCAGUGCUGCGGGCGAUUUCCAGCUACUUCGUCAAUGUCAUGGGAAGUUCGCUGAAGCAAGUCCUGUUCGUCUUGUCCGACAUGGAGAGCAUUGGCAUUUAUGCCAGUGAGCUGGCAAAGCUGGACUCCUAGACUGCUACCUUCAUCGCUCCUAAGAGUGGUCCUCAUUUGGUCCAUCUAGAGUUACCCAAAGAGGCACCUGUACUUCAAUGAGAACUAAGAAACACAAGAUUCACAUGCACACACAUACACAAAAAUCUCAUCUUUCGUAAACAUUGCGUGUGCUUACACUCUUGCAGGCUCUACUGACUCGUCGCUAAGUGAUGGCCGAACACUGCUUCAUAUUUUUUUUUAAUAGCAAACAAUUGUAUGUUUUACAAUGCUGUGUUGAGCUCAUCAGAUGUAAAAUUGUGAGUUAUCAGCGGUAACUCACCUUUUGAGAGUAGGCCAAACACUCUUAUUUUACACUUUUUUUUUUCAACAUAUUUGCCACCACUGCCAGCCAACUUUCAUUAUGCUGCUGAGUAUUAUUGUCAAUUUUCUUAAUAAGCUGUGUAAUUCAGUGUGUGUGUGUGCAUUUCUUAAUCAAAACUCACUGUCACCUUCAACUUAGUCAAAUCUGUUAGUGCUAAUUUAUAGUUGUUCAAAAAUUCAGUACUGCCUUUUUGAAGCAUAUGUGUAUUGCUCUCGCUUGUUGGCAUGUGAGUACUUGCUGAUUUAUUCAGUGUUGUAAAAAUGUAAACAUGCGCGGUUUCUGGACAUUUAUACUCUGUUUCAACCUAAGAAAAAGUCAGGAGCCCUUUUCUCAUCUGGGAAAUAAAGGCAAGCGAAGCUUGGUGUAGGCAUGCCUAACCUGCUGCCCUUGUUUCCUUCUCUUUCUUUCACAUUCCGCUAUCUUGCCUCCUUAUUUAAGUGUUCAGUUUUACUAUAGACACUUUCACUGUUUACAAACACAGACCCGUGAUGAAAUCUGGUUUUGUCCACCAGUGUGCCUUAAUAGCAUCGGUGGCCAAGAGGAACUUUAGAAAAUAGCCCGCUCAUUUUUUACACUUUCUUUUCCUUAUUUGGCAAAAUAUAUUCAAAUAAAUGUUCUUUUGAGCCACAUAAAAAUGCUAAAAGAUUCCUUUGACCUUUACGUACAUUCCUUUUAUCUAAAGAACAAAAGAGAGUCUUACCUUACCAUUGAAAAAAAACUUGAGAAUGUGCUUUCAGUUUCAAAGAUAGGCGCUGGUAA